This is a messenger RNA of Hyalella azteca, 421 nucleotides long. RefSeq names its product transient receptor potential cation channel subfamily M member 4-like. Gene Ontology annotation, molecular function: monoatomic cation channel activity. The transcript is spliced from 5 exons. Gene Ontology annotation, biological process: monoatomic cation transmembrane transport. NCBI's taxonomy places the organism in Eukaryota, Metazoa, Arthropoda, Malacostraca, Amphipoda, Hyalellidae. Bases 32 to 421 code for a protein of 129 amino acids. The record is from RefSeq and is a predicted model, not a curated record.
AGCGGCGGACCUCAUCGCUUACGGUGUCUCCAUGACACAUGAAACGCCUUCAGGUAAACUUGUGAUGCGUAAAGCUCAUCGUCGGCAGCUGACGACACGUGUUGAGACCACCAUGGACCUCUACACUAAGGGCAGGCAGAAGGUGUGCACUGACCUGGUGCUGCAGUGCUGCCAGCUCGCUGACCUCAUCACCAUUUACGACAUCAACUCGGGCGAGCCUAUGGACAAAUAUAUUCUCUUUGCCCUUCUUAAAGGAGAUGGCCUGGCGUCGGAGUCGUCUCGACUGGACCAGCUACAUCUGUCGCUGCUGUGGAACAGACCUGACAUUGCUGAGUCUCACAUCUUCCCAGGCAUACUUUGCAGCCUACAGUAUAGUUUUCUACUGGGGACUGGUUGCAAAUUCUUCGACCAGCCUAUCUGA